Messenger RNA from Solea solea (common sole), 1542 nucleotides. It is a transcript of the gene tmem38a, whose product is annotated as transmembrane protein 38A. The transcript has 6 exons. NCBI's taxonomy places the organism in Eukaryota, Metazoa, Chordata, Actinopteri, Pleuronectiformes, Soleidae. Bases 161 to 1036 code for a protein of 291 amino acids. The record is from RefSeq and is a predicted model, not a curated record. Gene Ontology annotation, molecular function: identical protein binding; potassium channel activity. Gene Ontology annotation, cellular component: membrane. Gene Ontology annotation, biological process: potassium ion transmembrane transport.
CAGGCUUUCACUGUCGACAUCGGGGGGUUUGGUGGAGAGUUGGUGGACCGGGUUGGGGGGGCUUCCGAUCCAGACUGCGCACUUGGAAUUAAGAACAUAGAAACAAAACAAAAACAAACAAACUCUAAAAACAGGGAUUGUCGACAGACAGCCACUAAUCAUGGAGGUGUUGGCAGCCCUAAAUUUGAACGAUUAUGCUCAAGCGUUCUCCAAAAUGGGGAUGUUCCCCGUGUUUGACCUCGCCUAUUACAUCGUGUCCAUCCUCUACCUCAAGUAUGAACCAGGCUCGGUGGAAGUUUCUCGUAGGAGUCCCGUGGCCUCCUGGCUGUGCGCCAUGCUCUACUGCUUUGGUAGUUACAUCCUGGCAGACAUCUUGCUCGGCAGCAGCCCCAUCGACUAUUUCCAAUACAACAGUCACAUCCUGCUGGCCUCAGCUGUCUGGUACCUGCUCUUUUACUGCCCACUGAACCUAUUCUAUAAGUGCGUGGCCUUCCUGCCGGUCAAGCUCGUGCUGGUGGCUUUGAAGGAGGUCGUCCGCGCACGUAAGAUCGCCGCCGGUGUUCACCAUGCCCACCAUGCAUACCACCACGGCUACUUCGUCAUGGUCAUCGUCGGAUACGUCAAAGGGUCUGGAGUGGCUCUCAUAUCCAACUUUGAGCAGCUGGUGCGUGGCGUGUGGAGGCCCGAGACCAACGAGAUCCUCAACAUGUCAUUCCCGACCAAAGCCAGUCUGUAUGGAGCAAUCCUCUUCACCAUGCAGGAGGCUCACUGGCUGCCGGUGUCCAAGAGCACACUCAUCCUCGUCUUCACCCUCUUCAUGGCCACAAGCAAGGUGGCGAUGACUGCCCGACACUCUCAUGGCUCCCCCUUUGCCCUCAUUGAGUCGUGGGUUUGCCACCUGCUGUUCGGCUCUCCUCUGGGAGGCUCCGAGGAGGACCACCAUCACCCUCCCGCCGCUGCUGCAUCUUCACCCCUCAAAACCAAGGAGGAGCUGAGCGAGGGCGCUCGUAAGAGGAAGGCCAAGAAAGCCGAGUAAGAAGUCGCACCGUGAUAAAACUGCAUCUAACUCGUGUGGAGGCCCUCAUGGCCUCCACAUGAUGGGACUUCCCAUUCCUUCCUAGGGAAAGGGGCAGUUUGAUGUUUUACCAAAUGAGACCCUUUCUGUUAGAGUCAAAUGGUGCUUUCUGCAUUUGACAUGGCUUGAGGACUAAAUACCAUGGCGAAUGUUCCACACUUCAUCCCAAUCUGGACAUUUCUAAAAACGUAUUUAUUUAUGUCUGUGAACAUCUGUUCCCAACACUGUGUGGUGACCCGUGUUUGUAGGAGCUGCAGGAUUCAUUUUACGAUGCGCCGCACCAGUUGUUGUGACACCAGGCAUCAGUGGUUCAUUUUAGUCCACCACACCACACUUUAGUGAAGAAACAGAAUCUGACUGUCAAUCAGAAACUCAAAUGUGAAUGAAGCAUUGUGCGAAAGAACAUUGCUGCUUUUUACACUGCGACAAAGACAAAUCCGUGUCUUUAAAUAAAAUCAAGAGAAACA